Messenger RNA from Candidula unifasciata, 1235 nucleotides. The record is from the annotation of a GenBank genome assembly. Lineage: Eukaryota; Metazoa; Mollusca; Gastropoda; Stylommatophora; Geomitridae.
AUGGCUGACCAGGGAGUUGAAAUGGUCAAGUCCAAAUUUAGUCUGGUGGAGCUCGUAGAAAACGGCUCCGGAAAAAAAUACGAAAACAAGCCGGACCAGAAGAAACCCUUGGCUGUAGAGGAUGAAGGAAACACCAGCAUCAUGUUCACACUUCCUGAGAAGAUCGGGGUCCUGGCUACAGCCUUGAAAAUCUUUGAGAAACAUGGAGUCAACCUCUACCACAUCGAGUCCCGACCUGCCCACAAUGACCCCACCAGUUUUGAGUUUUUCAUCGCCUGCGACAACCAGUCUGGAUGUCUCAAGGAUGCCAUUGAAGACUUGAAGACCCUGACCAACAAACUGACGCUCUUGUCCAGGAACUCCAGCAACAGCACGUCGGGCGAUGAAGUGCCUUGGUUUCCCAGAAAGAUUAAAGAGCUGGACAGGUUUGCCAAUCAGAUUCUGACAUAUGGGGCAGAACUGGACUCUGACCACCCGGGCUUCACAGAUCCCGUGUACAGAGAAAGAAGGAAGGAGUUUGCUGAUGUGGCCUAUAAUUACAAAUGUGGCCAGCAGAUUCCUUACAUGGAGUACACGAGUUCCGAGAAGAAAACAUGGGGGACGAUAUUCCAAGAGCUGGUGAGUCUGUACCCCACACACGCUUGUAGAGAGUUCAACCACGUUUUCCCGCUGCUGAUGGAAAACUGUGGUUACAGGAAGGACAACAUUCCACAGCUGCAAGACGUUUCUGACUUUCUCAGAGAUUGUACCGGGUUUUCCUUGAGACCAGUGGCUGGCCUACUCUCGCCACGUGACUUCCUGGCCGGGCUUGCCUUCAGAGUGUUCCACUCGACCCAGUACAUCAGGCAUGGCUCCAAACCCAUGUACACACCUGAGCCAGACACUUGCCAUGAACUACUGGGUCACGUGCCACUAUUUGCUGACCAAUCGUUCGCUCAGUUCUCCCAAGAAAUUGGACUUGCCAGCCUGGGUGCCCCGGAUGAGUACAUCAAGAAACUGUCUACGCUGUACUGGUUCACUGUUGAAUUUGGACUGUGUAGACAAGAUGGACAACUCAAGGCAUAUGGGGCAGGACUGUUGUCUUCCUUUGGUGAACUUCAGUACUGUCUCUCUGACAAGCCUGAGGUUCGACCCUUCAAUCCAUCCCACGCCUGUCAGCAGGACUACCCCAUCACCAGCUUCCAGCCACUCUACUAUGUCGCUGAAAGUUUUGAUGAUGCUAAAGAGAAAUUAAG